UUUUCGUAUUAGGAACGAUAACUCCGUAAUUAUUUUGACACGACAACUUCCUGUGGAAAAGUAAAGCUUAAAUCAGACUUUUCACAUUAAUCCAACACAAUGGAUCUCGAGAGAUUUCUCCCAGAAGCAUUUAAGAAAGUUCCUCUACAUAUGGAUUUUGAAGGACAAAAAAGAGCAGAAAGAUUAUUUCAAGUCAUAAUUUUAGUCUUUGGGGUAGUUGGAUUUGGUUGGGGAUAUAUAUGUCAACAGUUUUCACAGACCAUGUAUAUAUUGAUAGCUGGAUUUAUAUUAUCUUGUUUGUUAACCUUACCACCAUGGCCAAUGUUCAGAAGAAUGAACAUUGUUUGGCAGAAAUCUGUAGAAACAGUGGAAUCAACAGACCAACAAAAAGCAAAGAAGAAGAAAUAAACAUUUCACAGUUUUUCAUUUGUUGUCAUUAAAUUUGUAAAAAAAUGUAUGGUACAUAAAUCUUGGUCAUCAGUGUCUGACUUUGUGGAACUGGAUCAUCAUUGUGUUUGAAUGCUGAGAACUUGAUCAUUAGAAUGUUUGGAAUCAUAAAAAGUGUAUACUGUAAAGUGUUCCAGUUUUCAUAGUGCUAAGAUUUCUAUUUUCAUAAUGUAACUUCAAGAACUGUGUAAAAAAUAUAGAACUAUUGAAACUUGUUCCUACUUCUAGAUAUUUGGUAGAUAGACACAUAAGGUAUAAAUCAACGGUACAAGGUUUUGUUUAAUACCAAAAGAUCUGCAUUUACAGUUUAUUUAUAAAUAAAUCUUGAGAUCAUUAAUGAGCAAAAAAUAAGACUUAGUGUGUAACACAAUUGAAUGUAUAUUUCCUUUGGAAAAAAAUCUUUGUAUUUUAAUACAUCGCCAUAUUUAUUUGUAUUAAAGAUGAGUAAUUGUGCAAUAAAUAUUAUUGGACCAGA
Molecule: messenger RNA, 922 nt
Organism: Mytilus trossulus (common blue mussel)
Lineage: Eukaryota; Metazoa; Mollusca; Bivalvia; Mytilida; Mytilidae
Product: signal peptidase complex subunit 1-like
Exons: 4
Coding region: 100-408 (102 amino acids)
Biological process (GO): protein targeting to ER
Cellular component (GO): signal peptidase complex; endoplasmic reticulum membrane
Source: RefSeq, a predicted model, not a curated record